Mangifera indica (mango) is the source of this 1992-nucleotide messenger RNA. RefSeq names its product hydroxyproline O-arabinosyltransferase NOD3-like. Gene Ontology annotation, molecular function: glycosyltransferase activity. The record is from RefSeq and is a predicted model, not a curated record. Bases 570 to 1649 code for a protein of 359 amino acids. Lineage: Eukaryota; Viridiplantae; Streptophyta; Magnoliopsida; Sapindales; Anacardiaceae. The transcript has 8 exons.
UGUUUCUCUCCUUUUGUUCAAACUUCAAUGUUGUUUAUGGCUUUCUUAUUGUUUUUUCAGUUUUGAAGUUCUUUUUUUAAAUGUUAUUUCAGUGUAUCUGUGUUCAUUUGCUCUUUUUUUUUUUUUCUGGUUUUAAGUGGAAUUUCAGAUCUGGGUAUGUUUAAUUUGAUGCGGAAAGGGAUUAGAUUAAUGUUUUGGCUUAAAAGUGUUGUGGGAAAAGUAUGAGAGUAUGUUGAGUUUUGUACUGUGUUAGGAUCAGAAGUUUUGAUAUUUUUCUCCGUGUUUCGUAUUUGCCAAUGAAAAAGUGCUUUUUAUUUGUGUUUUAUUGAGUUAACUGUUGAUAUUGUUAUUCUUAUGCAUACUUAUCGUUAUUUUUUUCUGGGUUUGUGGUUGACUCGUUUAAAAGUUCGACAGAGGUUCCUGCUUCUUGCAAUUGUUUCCUGGAAUUUGGAGGGUUCCAUUUUUUGAGUAUUGCGAUUGCAUUUAAAUGUUUUUGCAGACAGCUAAGUGAGCUUAGUUGAUCAAUUAGGAGUUGAAAUAUAUUCAUGUUUGUUUAUUAGGAGUUUAAAAUGAGUGGGAGAAAAAAUACAGGGCGUUCGUCACCUUUAGUUUUGGUGCUUUUGGCACUUGGAUUUUUCUUUGCAACAUAUAAUUUGCUAACUCUUGCAAUAAGCUACAAGGCCUCCUGGGCGUCAGAUGAAUUGAAUGCAGUUGAUGCCAAUACUGGAGUACAGAGUACUGAUUUGAAAUAUCAUGUUGCCCUUACGGCAACUGAUGCUCCAUAUAGCCAAUGGCAGUCUCGCAUUAUGUAUUACUGGUAUAAGAAAGUAAAAGACAUGCCUGGAUCAGAUAUGGGAAAAUUUACACGAAUAUUGCAUUCAGGAAAGCCUGACAAGUUGAUGGAAGAGAUUCCAUCUUUUGUUGUUGAUCCUCUUCCAGGUGGUCUUGACCGGGGAUAUAUAGUUCUAAACAGACCAUGGGCCUUUGUGCAAUGGCUUGAAAAGGCAACAAUUGAUGAAGAAUAUAUCCUCAUGGCAGAGCCUGACCACAUAUUUGUUAAUCCGUUGCCUAAUUUGGCUCAUGGAAGUAAUCCAGCCGGUUUCCCUUUUUUCUACAUUAAACCAGCUGAACAUGAGAAAAUUCUUAGAAAGUUUUAUCCUGAAGAAAUGGGUCCAGUGACAAAUAUUGAUCCAAUUGGAAAUUCUCCUGUAAUCAUUACAAAGUCUUUGCUAGAGGACAUUUCACCUGUGUGGUUGAAUGUUUCUUUAAGAAUGAAAGACGACCCAGAGGCUGAUAAGGCAUUUGGAUGGGUGCUAGAAAUGUAUGCAUAUGCUGUAGCAUCUGCAUUGCAUGGAGUGCAGCAUACACUUCGUAAAGACUUUAUGCUACAGCCACCAUGGGACUUAGAAGUGGGGAAGAAGUUCAUAAUCCAUUAUACUUAUGGAUGUGACUACUCUUUAAAGGGAGAGCUGACAUAUGGGAAGAUCGGAGAAUGGCGUUUUGACAAGAGGUCUUAUCUUAGUGGUCCGCCACCAAGAAACCUCUCCUUACCCCCUCCAGGAGUUCCUGAAAGUGUGGUGAGACUUGUGAAGAUGGUGAACGAGGCUACUGCUAAUAUUCCUGGGUGGGAUACAUUAACAAGUGGCUGAUAUCAGCGGAAGAUCACAGAUCAGUGGAAUUUCUGUUUGUUCAUUGCUACUAGCAUUUUCCAGAUGAGAUUUGUUGAUUCUAAUCACAGGUAAAUGAAAAGGUGGUACAGACAAAGAAGAGAAAAUUAUAAAUCAAAUAAGGGGAUCCUUGAUUGUUCAUACUUCCUGAUGUAAGCAUUAAGGCCUCUAAAGUUUUCUGCUCGCAUUUUGCUCACAUUUAGAGUAUAUAGUUAAAUUUUGAUGCUGAAUGUUAAAAACCUGUAAAUUCAGAAUUCCUUGCUGAGAUUGUUUGUUAGUCUUUUUGUUUGGUUAAUAACACAUGGGGAAAGAUUAAGUUUUCAUA